Messenger RNA from Lasiodiplodia theobromae, 1533 nucleotides. RefSeq names its product MFS transporter. Lineage: Eukaryota; Fungi; Ascomycota; Dothideomycetes; Botryosphaeriales; Botryosphaeriaceae. Gene Ontology annotation, biological process: transmembrane transport. The transcript is spliced from 5 exons. The record is from RefSeq and is a predicted model, not a curated record. The coding region runs from base 1 to 1533 and encodes 510 amino acids. Gene Ontology annotation, molecular function: transmembrane transporter activity.
AUGUCUCCAUCAACAGAAUCGAGGCACAGCAAGGACGGAUCCGCGGACCUGGAGAAGCAGGAUGCAGACGAGGCUUACCAACGUUCAGAGGAGCAGAAGACUCCUACCAAUCAGGAUUCAUCGCCAGAUGUCCAAGACCCGAAUCUGGUCGACUGGGAGGGACCAGAUGACGCAGCGAAUCCUAUGAACUGGCCAAAGUCAAAGCGCAUCGGACAUGUUGUCAUGGCCAGUUUGACCACUCUAUUUGCGAAUAUCACCUCGACUGCCUUCGCCCCGGCUGCCAGCUCCCUCGAGGCUGAGUUUGGCGUCACAAACAGCACCGUUGCGGCUUUCACCGUGUCGAUCUACUUGAUGGGGUUCGCAUUUGGCCCACUGGUGAUUGCGCCCCUCUCCGAACACUUUGGCCGGCUUCCCAUCUACCGCGUCUGCAUGGUGAUAACCGUGGGGUUCCUGAUAGGGUGCGCCCAAGCUAAGAAUCUCGGCAUGUUCCUGGUGUUUCGACUGAUUACAGGCAUCGCUGGAUCAGGCCCAGGAACCAUUGGUGGAGGAACAAUCGCGGACGUAAUGGCACCUGAGAAUAGAGGCAAGGCCAUGGGCGCCUUCGCCAUGGGGCCGCUCAUGGGUCCGGUACUGGGCCCCUUGAUGUCUGGAUUCAUCGCGCAAUACCUCAACUGGCGGUGGGUAUUCCGCAUUCUCUGCAUUGCUACCGGAGUGAUCACCAUCGUCCUGUACUGCAUCAUGACCGAGACGUACGGCCCUGUUCUGCUGAAGCGCAAAGCCGCCCGCCUCCGCAAGGAGACGGGAAACCCCGAUCUCCACACCAGAUUCGAAUCGAGCGGUGUCAGCCCGCUUGCUUCUCUCGGCAUGGCUCUGCAGCGGCCGUCCAAGAUGUUGAUCUUCUCGCCAAUCGUGCUGCUCCUCUCACUCUACUGUGCCUUCGUCUUCGGCCUUCUGAUUCUGCUCUUUACCACAUUCUCGUCGGUGUAUAGAAAGCAGUAUGGCUUCAGUGUAAGUAUGGGUGGACUUUCAUAUCUGGGGUUAGGCAUGGGCCUCGCAGUGGGCCUGGUUUGCUUCGGGAUCCUAUCCGACAAGGUGGCCAAAAAGGACUCAGCCAAGAGCUCGGAAUGGAAGCCGGAGGCUCGCCUGCUGCUGAUGGUCUGGUUUGCACCCGUCAUCCCCGGCGGCUUCUUCUGGUACGGAUGGACCUCCUACUACAAGGUGCACUGGAUACUGCCGAUCAUUGGCACGUCGUUCAUUGGCAUGGGGGCUCUGAUGGUCAUGAUGCCCAUUCAGGUGUACCUUGUCGAUGCGUUCGGGCCGCGAGUCGCAGCCUCCGCUUUGGCCGCAAACACGCUUCUCCGCUCGCUAGCCGGAUGUUUUUUGCCCCUUGCUGGUCCCUCGCUUUACGAGGCGCUUGGUCUAGGCUGGGGCAACACUCUACUCGGUUUCAUCGCCGUCGGCUUCACCUGCCUGCCUAUCCUUUUCUACAAAUACGGCGGAAGGCUGCGGCUGAAGUUUCCUAUCACGUUCUAG